AUGAGAGAAAUUGUGCAUCUGCAGGCCGGCCAGUGUGGCAACCAAAUCGGAGCAAAGUUCUGGGAGGUGAUUAGUGAUGAGCACGGCAUUGACCCGUCCGGUACGUACCACGGGGACAGCGACCUGCAGUUAGAGCGGAUCAACGUGUACUACAACGAGGCAACAGCUAACCGAUUUGGAGGGAGUGGCAAGUUUGUACCUCGUGCAGUACUCGUGGACUUGGAGCCCGGCACAAUGGACUCUGUGAGGUCUGGUGCAUUUGGACAGGUGUUUAGACCCGACAACUUUGUCUUCGGACAAAGCGGUGCAGGUAAUAACUGGGCCAAAGGCCACUACACUGAGGGAGCUGAGCUGGUGGACUCGGUCCUGGAUGUGGUGAGAAAAGAGGCAGAGAGCUGUGACUGUCUCCAGGGCUUCCAGCUCACACAUUCCCUGGGAGGAGGCACGGGCUCGGGCAUGGGCACGCUCCUCAUCAGCAAGAUCCGAGAGGAGUAUCCAGACCGUAUAAUGAACACUUUCAGCGUUGUGCCAUCCCCCAAGGUGUCAGACACUGUGGUGGAACCUUACAAUGCCACACUCUCCGUCCACCAGCUGGUUGAGAACACAGAUGAAACUUACUGCAUUGAUAAUGAGGCCCUGUAUGACAUCUGCUUCCGCACACUGAAACUCACCACUCCCACCUAUGGUGAUCUGAAUCACCUUGUCUCAGCCACCAUGAGCGGGGUGACCACCUGCCUUCGCUUCCCGGGCCAGCUCAACGCUGAUUUGAGGAAACUGGCCGUAAACAUGGUGCCUUUCCCUAGACUGCACUUCUUCAUGCCAGGUUUUGCCCCCUUGACCAGUCGAGGGAGUCAGCAGUACAGGGCUCUAUCAGUUCCUGAACUCACCCAGCAAAUGUUUGAUGCCAAGAACAUGAUGGCAGCUUGUGACCCACGCCACGGGCGUUACCUCACAGUCGCUGCCAUAUUCCGGGGCCGCAUGUCCAUGAAGGAGGUGGAUGAGCAGAUGUUGAACGUGCAGAACAAGAACUCCAGCUACUUUGUGGAGUGGAUCCCGAACAACGUCAAAACCGCUGUCUGCGACAUCCCUCCCCGUGGCUUGAAGAUGGCCGCUACUUUCAUUGGCAACAGCACAGCUAUUCAGGAGCUGUUCAAACGCAUCUCAGAGCAGUUCACCGCCAUGUUUCGCCGCAAGGCCUUCCUCCAUUGGUACACUGGUGAGGGCAUGGAUGAGAUGGAGUUCACAGAAGCUGAGAGCAACAUGAAUGACCUGGUGUCAGAGUACCAGCAGUAUCAGGAUGCCACUGUAGAAGAAGAAGGAGAGUUUGAGGAGGAGGGUGAAGAAGACAUGGCCUAGAGGCUUAU
Cololabis saira (Pacific saury) is the source of this 1364-nucleotide messenger RNA. Its product is annotated as tubulin beta-4B chain-like. Gene Ontology annotation, biological process: microtubule cytoskeleton organization; mitotic cell cycle. Gene Ontology annotation, molecular function: GTP binding; GTPase activity; structural constituent of cytoskeleton. Lineage: Eukaryota; Metazoa; Chordata; Actinopteri; Beloniformes; Belonidae. The transcript has 9 exons. The coding region runs from base 1 to 1356 and encodes 451 amino acids. The record is from RefSeq and is a predicted model, not a curated record. Gene Ontology annotation, cellular component: cytoplasm; microtubule.